CUAAGUAUUUAAAACGAGUAUAACAACACUUCACAGUUCAUUCCACCAGAAACAGAAGCGAAAGGGAGAACCGAGAUCGAGGUCAUGGCUUCUCUCGGUUUUGUUCCGUUUCUUCUUCUAUUAUUUUUAGAAGGAACCACUGGGAGAUCAUUAUACCCACUUCCAAGUAAGAUUGAAAAUAAAUACAAGCAGCCUUUACAGACAUUUCGACCGUAUAAUAUUGCUCAUCGGGGAUCAAAUGGAGAGAUUCCUGAAGAAACAUCUUUUGCAUAUAUGAGGGCAAUUGAAGAAGGAGCUGAUUUUAUAGAAACCGAUAUUCUUGCCAGCAAAGAUGGCGCAUUGAUAUGUUUCCAUGAUGUCACCCUUGAUGAUACAACUGAUAUAGCUAAGCACAAGGACUUUGCACAUCGAAAAAGAACAUAUGAGGUACAAGGGUCCAAUGUUACUGGAUUUUUUGUUGUGGAUUUUACACUUGCAGAACUUAAAUCUCUAAGGGUCAAGCAACGAUACAAGUUUCGAGAUCAACAGUACAAUGGGAAGUUCUCAAUCAUCACGUUUGAGGAAUUCAUUGCAAUUGCAUUAGAUGCAAACAGAAUUGUUGGAAUUUACCCGGAGAUUAAAAAUCCAGUUCAUAUCAAUGAACAUGUCAAAUGGGCUGAUGGGAAAAAGUUCGAAGACAAGUUUGUCGAAACUCUUUUGAAGUAUGGGUACAAAGGUGCAUACAUGUCAGAUAAUUGGCUGAAGCAGCCGGUUUUUAUACAAUCCUUUGCUCCUACUUCUCUUAUUCAUGCCUCCAAGUUGACGGAUUCACCUAAAAUCUUCUUAAUUGACGAUGUCACAAUACCGACCCAAGAUACAAAUCAGUCAUAUUGGGAAAUAACUUCAGACAGUUAUCUUGAAUUCAUAAAAGAGUAUGUGAUCGGCAUCGGUCCAUGGAAAGAUACCAUUGUUCCCACACAUAACAAUUAUCUGUCAGUGGCCACUGAUCUUGUUGCGAGAGCGCAUGCUCAUAACUUACAGGUGCACCCAUACACAUUCAGGAACGAAAACAUGUUCCUGCACUUCGACUUUCAUGAGGAUGCAUAUGCAGAGUUUGAUUAUUGGGUAAAGACAGUUGGAGUUGAUGGAUUGUUCACAGAUUUCACAGGAAGUCUUCAUCAGUAUCAGGAAUGGACAACUCCAGUACCUGGUAAAGAUGACAAAAAUUCUAGUGCAUUGUUGCAUAAAAUUGCACUCUUGAUCUUAUCUCAAGAUAAAGUAUGAUAAUGGUCUUUCUUUUUUUUUUAAGUUUUUCAGUUGCUAUUUGUCCAAUGUUAAUCCAGCAUAUAAAAACGAGUAUUAUUAAAUUGCAAGGCCUUGAUGAUUGGCUGAACUCAUUAAAGGUUAGAUUAUUUUUUAGUCUCUUGAAUUGUUGGUUUUUUAUCAAAUAAAUUAAUGUCUUU
This is a messenger RNA of Dioscorea cayenensis subsp. rotundata (Guinea yam), 1442 nucleotides long. RefSeq names its product glycerophosphodiester phosphodiesterase GDPD6-like. The transcript has 8 exons. Lineage: Eukaryota; Viridiplantae; Streptophyta; Magnoliopsida; Dioscoreales; Dioscoreaceae. Gene Ontology annotation, molecular function: glycerophosphodiester phosphodiesterase activity. The record is from RefSeq and is a predicted model, not a curated record. Gene Ontology annotation, biological process: lipid metabolic process. Bases 85 to 1263 code for a protein of 392 amino acids.